UCAUGCUGCUGCCAGGUCCAGAGUGUCUCAUGGGUCCCUGUACGGCCUCCCAUUGCUGCUGUCUCCAUCGCCACACUCUGCCAUGUGCCACUUUCAGGUCUCCUCACACUGCUGGUGCUGUCCAUUUUGUCAUAGGGUGCUGGCAGAUUACGGGCCUCCCAUUGCUGCUGCCAGGCCCGUAAUCUGCCAUGGGCCCCCGUACUGCCUCCUCAUGCUGCUGCCAGGUCCACAGUGUCUCAUGGGUCCCUGUACGGCCUCCCAUUGCUGCUGUCUCCAUCGCCACACUCUGCCAUGUGCCACUUUCAGGUCUCCUCACACUGCUGGUGCUGUUCCAUUUUGU
This is a messenger RNA of Staurois parvus, 340 nucleotides long. The record is from the annotation of a GenBank genome assembly. NCBI's taxonomy places the organism in Eukaryota, Metazoa, Chordata, Amphibia, Anura, Ranidae.